This is a messenger RNA of Diaporthe citri, 3438 nucleotides long. RefSeq lists its product as uncharacterized. Gene Ontology annotation, cellular component: gamma DNA polymerase complex; mitochondrion. Gene Ontology annotation, biological process: mitochondrial DNA replication. Gene Ontology annotation, molecular function: 3'-5' exonuclease activity; DNA binding; DNA-directed DNA polymerase activity. The record is from RefSeq and is a predicted model, not a curated record. The coding region runs from base 1 to 3438 and encodes 1145 amino acids. The transcript is spliced from 2 exons. Lineage: Eukaryota; Fungi; Ascomycota; Sordariomycetes; Diaporthales; Diaporthaceae.
AUGAUCAGCCCCCUCAGGAGCCCCCUCCGAAGUGCCUGUCCCACUGCGAGUUUCGUCCGGCUUGCGAGGCAUCGGGCGCAUCGGAGAUGGACAGCACAAGUUCGCUGGCAGUCUGCCACUGCCACGGCAGAACACGAUAGGAAGACGCCGAAUAGCACGCUUGCCAUCCCCUCGACCGCUCGCCAAAACGCAAUAGGGGUUCAGCAGCUGAGCGAGCACCUCUACCCACAAGUCUUUCCCAAAGGAUCCGAGCCUCCCCCAGAGUCCCUCGUCAAGCUCUCCCAGGAUCACCUGCGACGUCACGACCUCCUAGGCAAGACUACCGACCCGACCGAUCCUAUCGCGUUCACCCUUCCAAGAUUACAAGCCCCAGACACGGGGACGCUGGAUGAACAUUUCUUUAGACUCGGCACGGAUGCCGCGGAGCCCUUCCUGUCACACGCAAAGCAGUUCGCAAGGUCAAAUACGCCCCAACAGCCCAGGGAAUGGGUACACCGGAGCGGAUGGACAAAAUAUUACUGCAAAGAUGGGACGGGGCCAGAGAUCGCGGAGCAGGUGGAAGCGCCGGACGAGACUAUGCUGUCAUUUGACGUCGAGGUCAUGUGGCAGGAGAACCCCUUCGCUGUCAUGGCCUGCGCUGCCAGUCCAACUGCCUGGUAUGUGUGGCUUUCGCCGUGGCUACUGGGUGAGACCGACGUUAAGACCCAGCUUGUGCCCUUGGGCAAUCCCACCAAGGAGCGGAUCGUUGUCGGGCAUAAUAUCGGAUACGACAGGGCCAGGAUCCUCGAGGAGUACGACAUCAAGCAGACGAAGAACUGCUUUCUGGACACCAUGUCGCUGCAUGUAGCAGUGAAUGGCAUGUGCUCGCAACAACGACCGACCUGGAUGAAGGCUCAAAAGAACCGCGAGAAAGAGCGCGUCGCUCGAGCCGAGGGAAACUUCAGCCUGGACACCUUGAUGGACGAAGAAGAGCUGUGGGUCGGGAGGAGCUCUAUCAAUUCCCUGCGGGAUGUGGCCAAGUUUCACCUCAACGUCUCUAUGGACAAGUCCGCACGAGACGACUUUAGCGGGCUGGAUCGGCAGAAAGUCCUGGAAAAGCUGGACGACCUCUUGAACUACUGCGCGGCCGACGUUGCCAUCACACACCGCGUCUUCUCAAUCGUCUUCACCAACUUCCUCAAGACAUGCCCCCAUCCAGUCAGCUUCGCCGCAUUACGGCAUUUGUCCUCUGUCAUUCUACCAGUAGAUACCUCCUGGGAUUCCUACAUCGCUAACGCCGAGGCAACAUAUCAAGAACUGUCAAUCGGCGUCCAAGAGCGUCUCAUAUCCCUGGCUGAGAAGGCUUUGGAGGUCAAGGACGACGAGGCAAAAUGGAGCAACGACCCCUGGCUGAAACAACUGGAUUGGUCGGGGCAGGAGAUCAGGUGGGCCAAAGGCAAAAAGAAGGGCGACCCACCAAGGCCGGCUAAGAACCAGAAAAUGCCUGGCAUGCCCAAAUGGUACAAGGAUCUAUUUCCCACAAAAGAUGCCCCUAUGAACAUAUCGGUGCGGACGAGGAUAGCACCUCUGCUUCUGAGGCUGUCCUGGGAAGGAAACCCGUUAUUCUGGUCAGACGAACACGGGUGGACUUUUCGUGUCCCCCGGGAGCAGAAAGAAGAAUAUGUCAAGAAAUCAAUGAAGCUAUGCGAUAUGACGGACGAGAAGACGAUUCCUUUGUUGAGAGACGACUUCAGUGGAGCUUACUUCAAGGUUCCACACAAAGAUGGCCCGACGGCUCGAUGCGCCAACCCGAUGGCGAAAAGUUAUUUGGGUCAUUUCGAAGGCGGGGUCUUGACAUCUGAAUAUGCUUAUGCAAAGGAGGCACUGGAGAUGAAUGCGUCUUGUUCAUACUGGAUAAGCGCCCGCGAAAGGAUCAGGUCGCAGCUGGUUGUUUACGAAAAGGAACUGCGCGUGGCCAAGGGACAAGAUGCAGGGGGGUCUGCUCAGGGCUACAUCCUCCCGCAGGUGAUACCGAUGGGCACCAUCACGAGAAGAGCUGUCGAAAACACGUGGCUGACAGCGAGCAAUGCCAAGAAGACCAGGGUGGGCUCGGAGCUGAAGGCAAUGGUCAAGGCGCCACCAGGCUACAGCUUCGUGGGAGCCGACGUGGACUCUGAGGAACUCUGGAUUGCAAGCCUACUCGGCGAUGCCAUAUUCCAACUCCACGGCGGCAACGCAAUCGGUUUCAUGACGCUAGAAGGCUCGAAGGCCGCAGGGACCGACCUCCAUUCCCGGACGGCUUCGAUUCUCGGAAUCUCAAGAAAUCAUGCAAAAGUCUUCAACUAUGGGCGGAUCUAUGGCGCAGGCCUCAAGUUUGCCGCCCAGUUGCUCCGACAAUUCAAUCCCACUCUCUCCGAGCGUGAGACCUACAACAUCGCAAUCAAGCUGUACAAUUCCACGAAAGGGGCACAGUCGGAACGGAAGUCCCUCUGCAAGGGCAAAUUCUGGCGAGGUGGCACCGAGUCUUUUGUUUUCAACAAGCUCGAAGAGUUUGCUGAGCAGCGACGUCCGCGCACACCUGUUCUCGGCGCCGGAAUCACGGAGGCACUGAUGAGCAGUUACGUCAGCAAGGGCGGCUUCCUGACCAGCCGCAUCAACUGGGCCAUCCAGAGCUCAGGCGUUGACUACCUCCACCUCCUGAUCGUUUCCAUGGACUAUCUGGCCCGGCGCUUCAACAUAGAUGCGCGUCUUUCCAUCUCGGUACACGACGAGAUCCGCUACCUGGUCAAGAGCGAGGACAAUUAUCGGGCCGCCAUGGCGCUGCAGGUCGCCAACCUCUGGACACGAUGCAUGUUUGCCCAGCAGAUCGGCAUCGACGACCUCCCGCAGUCGUGCGCUUUCUUCAGUGCCGUCGACAUAGAUCACGUCCUUCGCAAGGAAGUUGACAUGCCCUGCAUCACCCCAUCUCACCACACACCUAUCCCACCAGGCCAAUCCAUCGACAUCCAGCAACUUCUCGCCAAGGGCAGCGAGGCCCUCCUCGACGAAUCCAUCACCCCAGAGAACCCGCCACAACUCGAUCACAUUCAGUAUACCCCGCGUAUACCAGUAAUGCAGACCCUGAAGGAGGAGGACGCCUCCACCACGGACCUAGCCUUCAUCAAGGCGCAGAUCACGUCCGACAUGAAGGAGCUAAACGAGAUCUGCAUUGAGCAGCGCAAGAAGAUCGCCGCGCUCACGCCCAAGAAGGAGGCUGCGCCCCGCAAGCCCAAGGUCCUGCCGUACUCAUCGCACGCGCAGCUAAUGCCCAUGGAGGAGCCCCUCUUAGUAUCUGAGGCGUUCCGUGCCGACCAGGCCAAGCGCUUCGGCAGCGGCGCUCCCGGCCAGAAGAAGAUCGACUGGCCACGGACGGCCCGCUGGCCCAAAACUCAUGUCGCCAGCCGGGGGACGGGCCACUGA